Messenger RNA from Prosopis cineraria, 1213 nucleotides. Its product is annotated as 50S ribosomal protein L15, chloroplastic. Gene Ontology annotation, cellular component: cytosolic large ribosomal subunit; ribosome. The transcript has 5 exons. Bases 1 to 873 code for a protein of 290 amino acids. Lineage: Eukaryota; Viridiplantae; Streptophyta; Magnoliopsida; Fabales; Fabaceae. Gene Ontology annotation, molecular function: structural constituent of ribosome. Gene Ontology annotation, biological process: translation. The record is from RefSeq and is a predicted model, not a curated record.
AUGACAGUUGCACAGACCUUCUUCUCCUCAAAAGAGCCAGCACAGAAUGUACACCUCCACAUCCAUGGCUGCUCUUUUUCUCUCACCCCAUCGCCAUUGGUGGCAAAGCCAGCAAGAUGUCUAUCUCUUGCUUCUCCUUUCAAGGGAAGCUUGGAAAAUUUAGCGGCAAAACCAUUCAACAUCUCUUCCCUGAAAAUUCACCCAAGUAGUAGAGAGAGAAGACCCUUUCUUAUUAUUCUUAAUCAAGCUGCUGGUUCCCCUGCAGUUGUUACCCUUACCACUGAGCGCUUCCGACUCGACAAUCUGGGCCCUCAACCUGGUUCGAGGAAGAAAGCGAAGAGAAAGGGAAGAGGUAUAUCAGCAGGUCAAGGUGCUAGUUGUGGAUUCGGUAUGAGGGGUCAGAAAUCACGAUCAGGACCUGGUGUACGGAAGGGUUUUGAGGGUGGUCAGAUGCCACUUUAUCGACGAAUCCCUAAACUCAGAGGAAUUGCGGGAGGUAUGCACGCCGGAUUACCCAAAUAUGUCCACGUGAAUUUGAGAGACAUAGAGGAUGCUGGAUUUAAGGAUGGAGAAGAGGUAUCUCUAGAGACAUUGAAGGAGAAGGGUGUGAUUAAUCCAUCUGGAAGAGAUAGGAGACUUCCUUUGAAGAUUCUGGGAGAAGGAGAACUAAGCAAGAAGCUGACCCUAAAAGCUCGAGCAUUUUCAACAUCAGCAAAGGAGAAGCUGGAGACUGUUGGCUGCUCACUCACUGUUCUUCCCGGCCGUAAGAAGUGGGUCAAGCCAUCAGUUGCUAAAAACCUUGCCCGGGCUGAAGAAUACUUCGCCAAGAAACGAGCUGCUUCUGCUGCUGCUUCUGAACCAGCUUCAGCUUGAAGUUGAACCAAAUAUUUCCUCAGACAUUUAGAACUCUUGAAUAGAGAUGCAAAAUAGUGUCUCUUUAGGAAGCACCUCUCAUCAAACUUUGCAGAGAUCUUUUUCUUUCUCAUCCUCACCUUAGCACCCCCCCCCCCCCAAAAAAAAACCACCCAAAAAAAUUUUGUACUAUUGUUUGUUUUCUGUACUAUUUACAAGCUGGUGUACAAAACUUGUUAAAUGUUUACCCUUCUUUUUUGACGGCAUUUUGCAAGUUGACCUUCAGAAAGCUGUAAUUAGUUCAGAUAUAUUACGUUGUUGUUUCUUGUUCCAGUGAAAAUUUUCCUGCCUCUUUCUAUCA